Messenger RNA from Rhopalosiphum maidis (corn leaf aphid), 982 nucleotides. RefSeq names its product protein disconnected-like. Bases 97 to 711 code for a protein of 204 amino acids. The record is from RefSeq and is a predicted model, not a curated record. NCBI's taxonomy places the organism in Eukaryota, Metazoa, Arthropoda, Insecta, Hemiptera, Aphididae. The transcript has 3 exons.
GUUACAGUUUUCAUUUUCAUUCGACAACAGCACAACGUGCAAGUCUAGCUAGACCUAGGAGACUUCGACACGAAAACAAAAUAUAGGAAAUAAAACAUGUCUGUAACACAGAAAAUGUUUGCCUACAGUGGCUUUAUGUUCGUCGCCGUACUAGCGGUGUUUGCUAGAGCCGUACCUGUUCCGGUGUCCGAAGAAGUGCAACCAGCCCAGUACAACCAGUUUGUGUCGACCCAAGUGAUGGCUGAUUCUGCAAACGAACCUAUGUUGUCCAUGUAUCGAACUGUGCAAGUCGACCCCGCGGCGGUCAGGCCAGUCCGGUCAGCCAGUCCGUUCCUCGGCAUCUUCGGUGGUUACGAAAAGCCGUACAAGUCCCAGCAAUACCAUCACCAUCAUCACCAGGAAGAGUACGAGCCUGAGUACCAUCACAGGCCCCAACACCACAAGCCACAGUACCACCACCACCACCAGGAACCACACCAUCACCACCAGGAACCACACCAUCACCACCAGAAACCACAACAUUACGGUGGUGGCGGUGCGGGAAGUUAUGCAUCGGCGGGAAGUUUCUCUGGAGGCCACGGUGGUGGCCACAGCCAGAGUGGAGCCAACAGUCAGUCCGCCAGUUUUGGGUUUGGUCCGUUCCAGGCCAGUUAUUCGGCUAGUUCGGCGCAGUCGGGCAGCCAUUCUAACCGAGGAUUUUCAAACUAUUGAUUACCACUUCCUAUCAUGAACAUUUGAAUUCUUAGCAUGAAUGAUAAUUUAAUAAUUGUGACUUUUAAUUUAUUCGUUUUUAAUUUUUAUAUACCUUUAGUACCUGCUACGUAUAAUAUUAUGAAUUAUGAUGUAUAAUAUGGUGCCAUCGAAAAAUGUAUUUAAAUUUAAUUUUAAUAUUAUCUUUUUGAAUAUCUAUAAUAAUUGUGUUAUCCAUUUUAAAAUGAUUCUUAAUUAAAUUCUUUUAUGGCAUUAAAUAAAUGUUUACGUU